AUGGUUUCACAAGAUGAAGCCUGUGGAUGCCAGCUACCGAACAACGCCUCAAGCUUCUCUGCAGAAGCGCCAUUGAAAAUAUUCAAGCAACGUGACACAGGUAAUUGUGGAGAUGUUGGCGAAGAAUGUGGUACAGGUGGAAAAUGUGUGCAUACUUGUGUACCAUCGAGUGCUGUAGAAAAGAGAAGUUCUGAGGAAGGAGGCGGUUCCGAAGGUGGAGGCGGGUCUGAGGAAGGAGGCGGUUCUGAAGGUGGAGGCGGUUCUGAAGGCGGAGGCGGUUCUGAGGAAGGAGGCGGUUCUGAAGGCGGAGGCGGUUCUGAGGGAGAAGGCGGUUCCGAAGGUGGAGGCGGUUCUGAAGGCGGAGGCGGUUCUGAGCAAGGAGGCGGUUCCGAAGGUGGAGGCGGGUCUGAGGAAGGAGGCGGUUCUGAAGAAGGAGGCGGCUCUGAAGGUGGAGGCGGCUCUGAAGAAGGAGGCGGCUCUGAAGGUGGAGACAAUUCUGACGAAGACGGAGGUAAUGGAACAGCUAUACCAACUUUAUUUUUACCACUGGCAUACUUAGGAAUUCUGUUCAGGAAGAUCUGCAUUCCGGAGUAA
Molecule: messenger RNA, 594 nt
Organism: Ylistrum balloti
Lineage: Eukaryota; Metazoa; Mollusca; Bivalvia; Pectinida; Pectinidae
Product: keratin, type II cytoskeletal 2 epidermal-like
Exons: 3
Coding region: 1-594 (197 amino acids)
Source: RefSeq, a predicted model, not a curated record